GGUGGGACUGCAUGUGUCAAACACCCAGCGCUGGCAAAUCCAAUCCACCCCUUUACAAAUCAUAUGGCUUAGCUUGGCAUAUGUGACCGGUUUGGUCAGCCGGACUUCGCAAACUCUUUCUGCCUUUAAUUUCUGCAUCCUGCAAUGCACCCUGGGACUUCUCUGUGACCUUGUUUCCCUGGAAGCAUGGCAUCGGACAACCGGGCUGGACAUGCCGCUGAAGAGGCAGGGUCUCUCCCGCUGGACAUCGACAACAUGCACAUGCUUCUGCAAGUUGAACAGGAGCAGAUUCAGAAGAGAACAUUCACCAAUUGGAUCAAUGCACAGCUCUCCAAGAGGAAGCCGCCAUGUGCAGUGCUAGACCUGUUUAGUGAUUUGAGGGAUGGGUCUCGGCUGCUGGACCUGCUGGAGGUUAUGAGUGGUCAGAGAAUGAGUCGGGAGAAAGGCCGAGGUUUCUUCCAGGAAAGAAGCAACAUCGAGACAGCCCUGUCCUUUUUAAGGAGGAAAUCAAUCAAACUGGUAAACAUCCACAUUCCUGACAUAAUUGAUGGCAAGCCCUCCAUCAUCUUAGGUCUUGUGUGGACCAUCAUCCUCCACUUUCAUAUUGAGGAGCUGGCCAGCACGCUGUCCUUCACCUCACGCCAGUCCUCCAUAGAGUCACUGGCCAGCCUGGACUCUAACUCAGUGGCCAGCAGCAGCUCUGCCCCCCGCCAUGGCUCUCCCCUGCACACACGCUUUCGCAUCUCUGCCAAGAAGGCCUUGCUGCUGUGGGUCCGUGAACAGUGUCAUAGGGCCGGUUGUACCCUCAAUGUCAAAGACUUUAAAUCCAGUUGGCGGAGCGGUGUGGUCUUCCUGGCCAUCCUACACUCCCUUCGUCCCAACCUGGUGGAUCUGUCCAAGGCCUGGAACAGAACCAACAGGCAGAACCUGGAAGAAGCUUUCCGGAUCGCAGAGAAGGAGCUGCACAUCCCCAGGCUCCUGGAACCUGCAGAUGUAGACAUUAGAGACCCAGAUGAAAAGUCCAUAAUGACUUACGUGGCUCAGUUCUUACAGUACUCAAAAGAAAUGCCUGUAUCAGAGGAAGAAAUGCAGACACAUUACUUGACAACUCCUAAGUGCCUCUCUCCUAUCAGCCUUCCCACGCACUUCACCCCUGCUGUUGGUGCCUCCUCCCUGCGCCAGACCUCUGCCAAUGAGAAGGCCAGAGAGGUGACCGGCUGGCUGCUGCAAGCCUAUGAGGAACUUCUAGAGGGGUGGGAUUCCACAGAGGGAGAGAGCUAUGCUGAGAGGUACCACGUCUUCCAGACCUUCUUGACAUCUUUUAAUGAACAACGGAGGCCAGUUAUGCCCCUGCUGACCGCCAUGCGCCGAACCCCCCAGCUGAGCAAGGAGCAGCGUGCCCUGAGGAGUGCUUGGGAUUCGCUGGCAGAGAAGCUGCGGAAAUACAAAACAGAGCUGGACCUGAACCUGCCUGGUCCCCUGGACUCUGUGGGCCACUGGCUGCUGCGUGUGGAGGAGGUGCUGGCGACAGAGAUUGGUGAUGCCCAAGACCAUGACCAAGCUUCUCAGGAGGCCCGGAGCAAGCUGGACCUUCUCAAGACAUCAUUGGAGGAGAUGGGUUUUCAGCUGAGGACUGUCAAGACUUUCCACAACAUGGAUGAAUACGGGGCUAUUUUGGUGCCCACAGACAAGCUGGAUGAGCUCAAGAGAAGGUUCACUAGUAUAAGGGUUACAGCCAAGUACCACAGCAUCAAGCUGGAGUACCAGGAAUACCGGCACAUGGUUCUGCAUCUGCUGGGCCGGAUCACAGAUAAGCUGCGGACCUGGAAGAGACCCUGCAGCUCCCAGGAGGCUGUGCGUGUGCUCCUGCAGGACUGGCAUGACACUGUGGAGAAGGAGGAUCUGCUUUCCCUUCUGGAGACCAAUCUGCUGAAGCUGAAGCUGAUAGCCAGCAGAUACACAAGCAAGUCAGCACUCGCUGCUGACAACAAACAGAUCAGCCAGCAGGUGAAGGAGGCAGAGACUGAGGCUGCAGCCAAAAUGGAGGAUGUCCCAACAGCGAGGGCCUCCUUGGGACGUGUUUUGUCUGCCUGGGACUCCUACCAUGAGGCCAGCAGCUCUAUACAUGCCUGGCUGCAGCAGGACACUCAGUCCCAUUUCCCCUCCCAGACACUAGAGGUGACCCCUGAAGCGACAGCCGAGUGGAAUUCCCUCCAGACGCACCUAAAUGAGGUAGGGGUUUUCCUGACUGAGGUGACUGAUCCACGGACGAGCCGUCUCUUGGCUGACGAGCUACAUAAGGUUAACACGCAGUGGGCUGACUUUGUGAAGAGAAACAAAUUAGCUGCGGUUUCCCAGCCUGGCAGCAGCCACGAAAGUCCCCAGGCUGUUCAGGCCCUGGUGCGGGAAGCUGCCCAGCUGAUGAAGGAGCCUGUGGAGGUGUCAUCCGGACCCCUGCGCACGUAUCGAAAGAGGCUGCAGUUUAUGUCGAAGAGGUUUGAGAAGGUAGACCUGGAAGAUCUUGUCCCAUCCCUAGACUGUACUUCUGAGAUGUUGCAGAAACUCAGACUCUCACUCCCUGAGGUGAUGCACACAAUUUGUGAGGCAGAGAGUGUCUGUGAGGAGCUGCAGCGGAGUGUGUCUGGACUAGACAGCCGACUGGCUGAGUUGCAACUUUGGGAGGUAGAGGCCAGAGAACUGUACUGCCACCUGCUGGAGGGGGAGGUCAGGUACAGCAGGGGGCAGGAUCCAAGGGCCAGGGACAUGAUAUCUCGUGGACUGCAGCUGGAGGGCCAGGUGGUGACAGAGGAGCAGGACCUGCAGGUCAUGGUUAUGUCAGCGCAGAAGAACUCGCCAUUGCAGUAUCUGAUCGCAACUGUGAUGCAGGAUAGAGUGAGAGCGGCUGUGGCCCAGUCUCAGGAGGCUGUAGGGUUGCUCAGCUCUGUGGGAUCCAGACGAGACAGGAGUUCCACCGGAGAUCAGCCACCGCCUAAGAUUUUUGUACAAAUGUGCACUGAAGAAGGAUCAGAAAUGCCUGGCCAUGUUCAGGCACAGACCCUGCAACCCCAAGCUCUGCCACGGGAUGAACCCCAUCUUUCUUAUCUAUCUGGAGACCAUGCAGAGCCCCAGGAUGAGUCUCAGUCCCCACCUGACUUUACUCAUAAUUACACGGAGCUCCCACCACAGGUGCAAACCUACUCAUAUUUGCAGGGUAUGACUGAGGCCCAGCUGCCACCCCAACUUCAGCCAGAACCCAUUCAGCCUAGUGUAUUUACCCAGACCAAGAAUCAGCAGCAACCUCAAACUAAACCUCAAGCCCAAACUGAACCCAAAAGUCCUCAACGACAAAUCAGCACCAGACCCUGGGCUAAUAAAAACCCAGAGAGCCAAGUCCACACUGUAUCCUGGGUCUAUAACCAGACUCAGUCACCCUCCCCAGCUUCCUCCCAAACUUCAUCUGAAGACCAGACCCAAGGUUACCCUCAGCCUCAGUUGCAAUCUGCUCCUUGGCGCCGCAUAGAAGCUGAAUCAUCUUUCACAGCUUCAUCCACAACUAAGGCUGAAGCCCCAACACAUGGCUAUAAUCAACCAUGGGCUCAGGCUCAGUCCCAGGUUCCACCUAAAUCCUUAGCCUUAACCCAACUUGAAUCACAGGCCCAAACCUUGCCUCAGAUAUGGAUUCAGAGUCAACCUCUGGUCCAGGACCAAACCCAACCCCAGUCCCAACCCCAGUCCCAGCCCCAGUCCCAGCCCCACUGUAUACCUGCCACCAGGGUUCCAGUUCUCGCACAGGCCCCUCCCCGGGCCUACACUGAGGCCUAUGCUAAGGCACAAGCGCUUGCUAGGGACAGGUUUGAGGAAGCUAAACAUUGUUUACAAGACCACAUCCUAGAGACUAUUAUGGCAUUCAAUGAUAAAAGUAUCUCUGAAGAGGAAGUCAUAAAAAAGGAGGAGACCCUGAGGACACUAGACCCUGAGCUCUUGGAGGAGUUCCUGAGGGCAGCAGAGGGUAUGGAAGCCUUCUGCACCGAGGCUCAGCUCAGAGACCUGGAGUUCUUCACGCAGUCGGUCCAGACGCAGUGGGAGGCGUGUCUGUCUGCAGAGGGCAGCCUGGAGCAGGCCGGGCGGCACCUGGAAGCCCUGCGAGAGCUGUGUGACACCCUGAGCCCAGAAGAUGCACACCGCCUGGCGCAGGCCCAGCUCCGGGAGUGCGAGAGGCGGCUGGCUGCCAUCCAGCGCCAGUUCAGCGGGGACAGUGACACACCCUCUGCAGGCUUAGGGUUUCCCACAGCGCCCAUGGAAAGCGACACGCAACAAAAAGUGUCUGUUCUGACGGCCAGUUCUCCAUAUAGCCCUGUCAGCUCAGAGAUGACUGUUGGUUUAGCAAGCUUUGAACAGAGGCAACCGACUGAGAAGCUGGUUUCCAAACAGGAAAUGCUGAACAACUAUCGGGCUUCCAGGACCACACUCCAGGCUCAGCUGGCUAAAGUCCAGCAGCGUAUGUGGGCGGAGCUUACCCCAGGUCCCGCCUCCUUAGCUGGCUUGCACUGCCUGCUGCAAGAAGUACAGAAUCUGAAACAAGAGACAGAAGAGCUCUGGGCGGAUUUCAAACUCCAGUCAUCCCAUUGUUCCCAGUUAAAAGAGGAGGGGCCUGCCCUGGAACAGGACCUGCAUCAGCUGGUGCAGCAAUGGGAGAAGCCAAAGAUUGUUCUUAAGGAGAGAAUGAAGUCUCUGAAGGUGGCCCUGGGACUGCUCGACUCAGUGGAGGGCCAAUUCAAGCACAUCGCUGAACGUCUCCACCACUUCAUAGGGAGACCCAGGGACAUCAGUGCUCUGAGGCUGCCUGAUGAUAACUCCCUGCAGGAAGCGAAGGAACUGCAGGAGAGCAUUCAGCAUGAGAUGGAUCAACUAUCAAGUUUGCAUCGUGACGGGGGACAAGCACUUCACAGCUUAUAUCCCCCGGACCGACGCCCCGUAACUUUCCUGGCAAAAGGAUUCAGGCAGAGUCUGGACCAGCUGAGGCAGCGGGUGAGGCAGUGUGAGGCGGCCAUCCGGGCUUUGGACUGCUUUCUUGUGUCACUCCAUGCUCUGGACCAGGACAUCGGCACUGUGUGGACAUGUCUCAGCGAUGACGCGGCCAUUAUACAGGACUGUCGGGCUCGACUGGCCGUGCUUCGGCAGAAUGUGCAGGGCGUGGGGGCCAAGGCGCCCGAGCUGGACCAGCUUCUGCAGGGGGCCCUUAUGGUAUUGAACCCGGCCAGCUGUGCGGACACCGUAGCAGCACUGCAACGGAGGCUGGAGGAGGCAGACACAAAUCUGGCCAGGAGACAUCAGGAUCUGCAGCGGGAGCACGAGCGACGGGCCCUGGGGCUGAGGAGGAGGACCCUAAAGGGGGCGCUGUAUGAGGUGCAAGCCGCGGCUGAGCGCCACGGCCUGAAGGAGCCCACGAUGCCAGCUGUGCAGCAGAGGAUGCGGGCCCUGACUGACUUGGAGAACCUGUUGGCUGCAUAUCAAUCCGAGCUGCAGAGCCUGCGAGAUGCAUCUGCGCAGCUGACGCCCAGAGUUGAUCAGGAGGGCUAUGAUCCCAUGGAGGAAUUGGAGAUUCAGUGGAAAGACUCAAGGAGAGCAGUGAUGGAACGGCAGGAGCAGUGCCGUGUACUGAUGGAUCUCCUGAAGAAGUUCCAGAGUUGUCGCAGUCGCCUGGGCAACACCCUUCAGAGGGCGGAGCAAACCAUCAGCGAGCAGGCCUCCUACAUGGGCAAGGACAACCUGCAGCGUCUUAUCGCCACGGUGCAUGGUAUCAAAGAGGACCUGGGGGCCCUUGGGGAGGGGGUGGAGGAGAUUCGGGGGGUUUGCAGACAGCUGCAGUGUCAUCUGAAGAAAAUACCUGACUGUGCAGACGCCCCCUAUGAGAGCGAGGCCAAUGCACUGGUGGAUCGCUGGUUGGAUGUGUCAGAAAAGACGGACACACACAUGGACAACCUACGGGUGGCAUUGGAACUUUGGGACAAACUGCUCCUGAUUGGGAGUGAGGUGGACAACUGGAUGGGGAGCAAAUUAGCCAUGUUUGCAGAGUCACAGCCCUUUCAGAAUGAGCAGGAUGUCAUAACCAUGCAGGUUGACAUUGUGAGUCAAGAAGAAAGUAUCAACCAUUUUCACAGGAAGUCUGCUGAGAUACAGGAGCUUCUUCAAAGCAAGGAGCCACCUCUGGAGUUACAGGUGAUAGAAACCCAGCUAUGGAAGAAGUUGGAGCAAGUAAAGGAGCUUUUCUCUGAGAGCAGCGACGUCUUUCAGGACCUUAUGGUGGUGAGGGAGAGGAUCGCGGAGAGGAUGGCAGAGUGCCAAGCGUCUUUGCGGGCAAUCCAGUCUUCCCUUAGCAUGCUCAAUGCCACGGAUGAGCUGCAGACACUCAGCCAGAUACAGGUGCUGUCCACGCAGCUGCGGACUCAGAUGGAGCAAGCGGACGCCUUGCUGCAGGAGGUCAGCCUUAUGGCCAGUGUGGCCAGCCCUCAAGCCUUGGAGGCCCUGGCAGCCGAUGGAGUCCGGCUCAAAGAGAGCGUGCACGCCACCCAGGAGCUGAUUGGUCAUAAGAGGGAGCAGGUGGAGAAGGGCGUCCUCAAGGUCAUCGAUGACGAGUGUCAGGCCUUUGACCAGUGGUUCCAGGACCUGCAGCUGUCGGUGAAUGAGUACUUUGAGAACCCGGAGCAGAGGCAGGACUUGGAGACAUCUGUUGAGAAACUAGCUGACUUCUUAGCUUACCAGGAGGGGGAGAAGAGACUCAACAGUCUGAAGGAGCAGGUCACUAGAGCGCAGGAACGGCUCCCCCGGGGACAGGCAGAGGAGCUCCGUUCCUGGUUGGAAGAGCAGGAGGAAGAGCUGGCUACGUUCCGAGCGCACUGUCAGGACCGACACAAGCAGCUGGAGACCUGUGUACAUACACUCAACAGCUUGCAGGUAGAGUCAAGUCAUCUCAGUGAAUGGCUGCAGAGCAAGGAACACAAGUCAGCACAAGGCUGCGAACUUAGCCAUCUGCAAGAGGAAGUAAUUGGUCAAAGUGGCUCUUUUGAGAACCUUGCAGACCUGGUUGAGUCUGUGCGGAGGCAGGGCCUGCGAGGUGACCGUCUGCUGAGGGACAGUAAUGACCUGCUGAACCGGUACCACAGCCUGCAGACCAAGCUGCACAAUCAAGUUGAGGCAGAAAAUGCCCUGACAAAGGAGAUCCAAGCCUUCCAAAUUCUUGCUGAUAGCACUCGAUUCUGGAUCAAAACCCUGCAGCAGCAAGUACAUGACUUGAGCACAAACGGUGAACGUGACAAGGUCCAGACUGAGACGCGGCUACAGGAAGUCCAGAAUCUCCUCAGUCUGAGGGCUGAAGGAGAUGCCAGGCUGCAGGACCUGAGGAGCAGUGGGCAGGAGCUGUCAGAGCGGCAGGACUUGGAGGAGAGCAGGAGGACUGAAGUCCUGCAAAUACUGCAUGAUGCUGAGCAGGAGUGGAAAGCAGUCAUGCAGUCUGCAGAGGAAUUGCAUAGUCAAGUAGAGGCACAGAGAACCCUGGCCAUAGAGAACCAGGCCUUCCAGACCCUGGCAGAUGGAACUUUGGCCUGGAUCAGAGACCUGCAGCAGCAAAUGGAGCCUCUGGACAGAGGCAGUAAAGGCAACCAGCCAGAAAUUGAGGAGCAACUGCAGAGAGUCCAGGAUCUCCUCAGCCUGAGGGCUGAAGGAGAUACCAGACUGCAAGAUCUGAGGAGCAGUGGGCAGGAGCUGUCAGAGCAACAGGACUUGGAGGAGAGCAGGAGGACUGAAGUCCUACAGAUACUGGAUGAUGCAGACCAAGAGUGGAAAGCAGUCAUGCAGUCUGCAGAGGAACUGCACAGCCAUGUAGAGGCACAGAGAACCCUGGCUAAAGAGAACCAGGCUUUCCAGACGCUGGCAGACGGAACUUUGGCCUGGAUCAGAGACCGGCAGCAGCAAAUGGAGGCUCUGGACAGAGGCAGUAAGGGCAGCCAGGCAGAGAUUGAGGAGCGACUGCAGAGACUCCAGGACUUCUUGAGUCUCAGGAUUGAAGGAGAUGGAAGGCUACGGGACCUGAGGAGCAGUGGGCAGGAGCUGUCAGAGCGGCAGGACUUGGAGGAGAGCAGGAGGACUGAAAUCUUGCAGAUUUUGCAUGAUACAGAACAAGAGUGGAAAGCAGUCAUGCAGUCUGCAGAGGAACUGCGCAGCCAUGUAGAGGCACAGAGAACCCUGGCCAUAGAGAACCAGGCCUUCCAGACCCUGGCAGAUGGAACUUUGGCCUGGAUCAGAGACCUGCAGCAGCAAGUGGAGGCUCUGGAUAGAGGCAGUAAGGGCAGCCAGGCAGAGAUCGAGGAGCGACUGCAGAGAGUCCAGGAUUUCUUGAGUCUCAGGAUUGAAGGAGAUGCAAGGCUGCGGGACCUGAGGAGCAGUGGGCUGUCAGAGCGGCAGGACUUGGAGGAGAGCAAUAGGACUGAAGUCCUGCAGAUACUGCAUGAUGCAGAACAAGAGUGGAAAGCAGUCAUGCAGUCUGCAGAGGAACUGCGCAGCCGAGUAGAGGCACAGAGAACCCUGGCCAUAGAGAUGCAGGCCUUCCAGAACCUGGCAGAUGGAACUUUGGCCUGGAUCAGAGACCUGCAGCAGCAAAUGGAGGCUCUGGACAGAGGCAGUAAGGGCAAACAGGCAGAGAUUGAGGAGCGACUGCAGACAGUACAGGGUCUCCUCAGGCUGAGGGCCGAAGGAGACGCCAGGCUGAAGGAGCUGAGUAACAGUGGGCAGGAGCUGUUAGAGCGACAGGGUCUGGAGGAGAGCAGGAGGACUGAAGUCCUGCAGACUCUGCAUGAUGGAGAGCAGGAGUGGAAAGCAGUCAUGCAGUCUGCAGAGGAGCUGAAUAGCCUUUUGCAGGGUGUGAGUGAACGGCUACUGUCCUGUCUGUGCCAGAAGCAGCAGGCCCAGACCCGCUUGGAGCAGCUCCAGAAGCUGACUGCAGGUGUCCCCCGCUUGUUCCCUUGGCCCGGGCUAGGGGAUCGCCGUUUGGCUGCAGAACUGGCUCAGUCCCUGCUGGACGGCUCCAUGUCGCUGGCCCCCACGCUUUCUGCCCUACAGGCCCAGGGGAUGGAACUCUUUCAGCUCACUCAUGAUCCUAGCUGGACUGACCCCUCCUGGGCUGAGCUUGUUGACUCUAUUCCUCCUUUGGUGAAAGACCUUGAGGGGCUGUGUCAGGACCUGAAGGAGGGCAUCCGUGUCGAGCGGGAAUGUGCCCAGCUCGUGGAACAGCACAGCGCAGCACAGGACUGGCUCCAUGACCAGGUCUCGGCAAUUGGUGCCCUGUCUGACAGUAGACAAGACCUGCAGAGCAUGGUCAAUACACUGAAGGCCUUGAUGCAGACUGCAGACAGGGAGGAGAAGGAGUUGAGAGACCUGGAGGUGGUGAAAGACUCCCUGUGGGGCAGCUGUAGCCCCAGUGGGCAGAUGACCCUGGCUGCGGAGGUGGGCCACCUGCAUGAGCUCCGAGCCUCCUCUGUGGAGGCGCUGCAGGAGCGGCUAUGGGAAUGUGAGGUCCGGUUGCGGGAGCUGGAUGAGCAGUUGGCCUCAAGAGUCCAGGCCUUGAGAGGAGAGACCUCCAGCCUGCAGAGGGCGCUGCAGGAGCAGAGUGAGCAUCUGGCUUAUAGGGGUCAGCUCGCAGAUCUCAGCCAGGUCCAACAACACUGGCAGUGUCUGAAGGACUGUGAAGGACAUCUGGAGGAGCUUGGAAGGCAAGUGGAUAGACUGCAGCUAGCUGCGGGGUCAGAGGGUGCAGAGGGAGAGCUUCCCAUGGAUGUGAUCACCACUGUGGCUGGCCUGGCUUUGGAGCACAGCAGGCUCAGAUCCAUGCUCACAGAAAGGCAGGCUGACUGUUCAGAGGAGUCGGCUCGCUGUUUGACGGAGUCUCUCCAGGCUCUGGAGCAGUGGGUCCAGUCCGCAAGCACAAUUCUGCCCACUGAGUCGGCACUCUCCAUCCAGGCGACUCUCAUAGACGGAGAACAGCUGUUGAACAGCCUGCAGGGCGCACUGUCGCAUAGCCCAUUCCUGAUGAACCUGCUGGGUACAGACAGGGCGGGCCGGCUGGAGACGGCAGGGAACGAUGCCCUAAAGGAGGCCACUGCUCAGGUUCACACUCUGACUCAGAGCCUUCAGGAUCUUGCAAAGAAAGAGAAAUCGGAAGAACAGAAAAGCACAACUUUGACACAGGUUAGCCUUGCUGGUGAGGAUGCCAAUACUGUGUCCCCCGAGGGCUCUACCACUGAUGCUACGAUGGACCUCCCAAGGUUCCUCUUUACCUUGCCUUCCUUGCAAGAAACUGAGGUGUCCUCACAUGAGGGCAAGCAGGUCGAGCCACAUCCCUGCAAGAUGAGCGCUGCAGACACGCAGCCCAUGCCACCUCCACGCAUCAAGGUCCAGCAUAAAGGUCCCACAGCAGUCAGUACAACUGCUAGCCAGCAGUCCAAUGCUACUGUCACAAUAACAGAUGCUCAAACCCUGGAGUUAAUUACCCAGGAGAGGACAGAGAACAUAUUGAGUUUUGAUGAUCGGGGCAUUGUAAUAAUGGAGUGUAGCACUGCAAAGCAGAUGAGCCAAGACACUUAUACUUCCAGUCCUGAAGUGAGUAUGGUCAUUGAUGGACAGACAGAGCAUGCUACUGCUCUCGAUCAUGGUUCUUUGUCAGUAGAUGAGAAGAAUAUUCAGGCUGCUCAGUCAGAUAAGAUGACUGGGCUUGUUCUGGAUACUGAGAUGCUACAUGUUCAAACAACAGACACAUGGCAGGCAGUAAACACUGAGAAUGUGCACAUUGCUGCCUCUGGGACAGUGAAAACUGACAUGGCAGCCACAGACACUACCAAGGAGCAACCUAUUGUUCCUGAUAUAUCUAUGCAGCCUUCCCACAGUAUGGACAGUGUCAGAGAGGAUACACAAUCCAGCACUGCCCUUCGCCAGAAAAUAUUGCUAGAUGUUAGCACAUUGCAAGGGGAGGCCACAGUUGGUGAGCAAAUCUCGAUUUCACCAUUUGAGCAAGAGCUUGAUCAAAAGAUAUUGGCUACAGCUUCACCAAUCCCACCCACAGAGAGACAGGAAGUUGAAAUGCUGCUCCACAGUGACACUGAACCUCAGGUAACGGAGCAGAUGAUUAUUGCUUUGGAAUUAAAUGAAUCUCUAAAGGAGGUUUGUACAUUAGCCGAUGCACAACAUUUGAAGAUUGUGGAAAGUUUGGACCAAGAGGAUGAAAAACAGUGCAAAAGUAAGGUUCAGAGUGACAGGAACUUCAAGAAUAAUGAACAGCCAACUGAGGAACCGCCUACUGCAGAUGGAGUGUCACCACUUAUUGAAACACGGAAGGACAGAAUCCCUGAAUCUAUACAGGAGCCACGUGUGGACGAUUCUGUGGCAGAGAGCAUCACAGAGGCUGGAAAUGAGCUGGCUCAUGGACUGGAAGCUGUAUUUGUCCAGGCUCAGGGGCCUGUAGCUCCUCCUAGGCGACGAUCAAAAGAGCAGAAGGUCCAGGGGGAGUCUAUGGUGAAUGGGAAAACGGAAAUACCUAAAAUGCAACAGCCUAACAAAAGCCUGAAGGCAGGCGAUGAGAUCCCUGCUGAAGCCAGGGAGGGGCUCAGCACAGAAGGUCUUCCACAAGAACCCUGCAUUGAGUCUGCCAUGCACAAGAUCUUUGUAAAGGUCGAGCAGCUGGUAGAGACGGGACCGAACCAUUGUUUCAUCUGGGGGGAGCCACUAGGGACAGGUGCAGACACCCUGGAUAUCUCGGACAGGGACCUGGAGGCCCGACUGAGCAGGGUGGUCUUCACAGCCCUGAGCUGUCAGAAUCGGCCUGCUGAGGUUGAUGCUGCUGCCAUGGCCCAGCAGGUGGAGCAGGCUGAGGCUUGCAGGGUGUCUGCAAAGGAGCAGCUGGCCUCCUUAAACCUCCAGGCAGUGUCUGAGGGUGAAGGCACAGAGGCCAUGCGAUUCGCUGAGACACAGUGGACCGAAGCCUUAUGGGAUGCCGAGGCUGCCGUUUGCACCAAGGACCGCCAGCUGCAGCUCUCCACGCAGCUUCAGAAGCUGGCCCAGGCUGCCAGGGCCACACUGGAGAGACUGGCGACAGAGUUUGAAGCCUUGACAUUAAUGCCCAUGGAGAGCAGCCCACAAAGAGCAGCGGAGCUAAAGGCUUUUUUGCAAAACAUGGAGCAGGAGAGGUCCGUGCUGGGAGAACUACUGCAGAUCCAUGCCCAAAUGUGGCCUUAUCUGGGCCCGCCAGAUCGAUCAGUAAUUCAAUCCCAGCUGGAUGGGCUGCAAGAGGAGUGGAGGAUCCUGAGGAGAGCUGCAGAGACAUCUCUGUACCGCCUCUCUGUCCUCAACCAGGAGGUCAGCAGUUUUCUCUUGGAGACCCAGGACCUUCACCAUCAGAUUGAGGCGCUAGAGAAGAUCCUGGGCCCUUCUCAGGCUACUCCUGUACAGUGGAACGGCAAGAGAGCUGAGGAGCUAUUGAUAGUGGGCGCAGACUUGGCAGCUGCCAGCCAGUGGUAUCUGCACUUGCAGCACACGGCUGAAGCUCUUGAACAGGCCUCUCCAGGUGAAACAGAGAAGAGGAAUAUUUCUCUGGCCCUCCAGGGUGUGAAGAAGGAGCUGGACCAUGUGCGAGACCAGCUCUCUGCACAAAUGCCAUGUAGCUGUGAUGCCACAAUUGUUAAAAUCAUGAAAGUGAUGGAAGAGGCAUUCACUGCAGUGAAGCAAAUAGAAAAAAACACUGAAGCUGAGAAGAAGGUGGCCCUUCUCCCACAAGAGGUCCAUCGGCAAAUCAAAGCUUUAAAGAAGCUUCAGGCAGACUUUGCAGCUAAGCAAGCUCAGUUGGAAUGUCUGGUGGAGGAAGUGAAGGAGCUGACGGCCAAACUGCAGGAAGCUGACAUUCCUGUGGUGCUGUCUUCGCUCAAAUUCCUGGAGGAUCUGUCUCAGUCGACUUCGGAAAAGCUAGCCCGAACCUUGCAGAUGGUGGAAUCUGGCUUGCAGGUGAGAGAAAAAAUGUCUGUUCAAAUUACAGACGUAGAUGCCUGGGUGGUGGCCCAUAUCAGGGCAGAGGCUAUUAUGGAAGUCCCUGGUGACAGCAGGACAGUUGACUUGGAUCAUAGACUUUGGCAGCUCCAAGAUACUCUCCAAGAGGCUGAUAGGCAGGCAGCAGUCACAGAGGCCCUGAUAAUGAAGAGCAAGGACAUCUCCUCAGAGCUUAGCAUCGAUGAAAAUUGCCGUCUGAAUGCCAAACUCACAGGUAUCCAGGAGGAGAUUAAGGCUAUUAUCAGCCGUGAGAGAACAAACCGCCUGGAGCUGGAGGAGUUGCUGAAAGAAAAGGACUCCUCACAGAAGAACUGGACCUCAAUUGAAAAAAAGCUUAGGCAGAUAUCAUCAGACUUAAAGAAAUGUGGCCUUCCCAUAACUAAAGACUCACUCAUGUACUUGCAGCCCUUUAAACACAUGAUUCUAGAGCUGAGGUGCCAGGUGGAUCAACUACACAACUGCUCUGAUGAAAAUAGAAAAGAGUUGCUGUGCAUCAUUGUUGAAUUGCAGAACAAAAUUGACAAAAUGUGUGCGAAGUCUUCUGAACACGAGAAGUUCUUAUGCUACAGGCAGCAGAUUGAUGGCUUGAAAGAAAGCGUGGAAGCACAGGUCCUACAGAUGAAGGACCAAAACGUCAAUCAGGAGGACCAGUAUAUUGCUGGUCUGGCUCUCCUUAUCCAGUUCCCACUGAUGAAGAGGCUGUGUCAGGAAGCCAUGGACCACCUACAGGAGAUCUCACCAGACCUAUAUCCAUCCCAGUUCAGCUUGGAGAGGCAGAAGAUUCAGGAGGCUUUGGAGAUCUUCUCCACCUGGGAAAUGACUGUCCAUAACAACAUCAGGAUACUGGAGUGGGAACUACUUAAGGCACUCCACUACCCUACAGAACGCAAGGCCCUGCUGAGCUUCCUAGAGCAGGCUGAAAAGGACAUGCAGCAGUCCUUCCUAGUGAGCCCCAGUGAGGAAGCCGUCACCCGAGAGCUGAAAAAGUGCUUGGCCCUCCAGAAAAAUGUAGAGGCCAGGAUUCUAAUGCUAGACGCCCUGGAGCACAAGAGUGAGGCAGGACAGAAGGGACCAUGGCAGACUGUUGGUGAUGUGGAGCUGCUGAAAGAGAAGACUUUGAAGGCCUGUCACCUGCGAAUGGAGAGCUUGUCACGCGCCCGGGAAGCACUGAGGAACUGCAGUGCCACCUACAGAGGUCUUAUUGGGCUUCUCCAAGAUGCCGAGCGUGUCGUCCUCCCUGGCCUCUGCCGGAUCGGGCCCUGCAGGGAUGUGCUUCAUAUUGUCCGGAAUGCUCUGGUCAGCUUGAAUGAGGAAUUCCAAGGCCACGUGGAGCAGUUGCAGGCGCUGGCCCCUCAGCAGGCUUCGCUCUUCCACGACCAGGCCGAGCAGCUCCAUCACAGGGUCCUGAGUCAGUUGCUGGUAUGGCUCUCUGUGAUCCUGGCCCAAGGUCAGCUUCAUCUGGAGGCCUUAGAGAGAUGUACAGAAAAGCAGGGUGUCUUUCAGUUGAAGCACGAAGAGACACUGCAGCAGCUGACGACCUCAGAAUCCAGGCUUUCAGAGUGCAUCUCGGACAAAGUGACCUCACUAAAGGAGUGUUUGGAUCAGCAAGAAAAAUUGCGGGUGCUGGUGCAGGACGUGGACUCACUGCAGGGGAGGUUAGCAGAGCUGCGGGAGUGGUGUCCACAUCAGGGGUGCAGUAGAACCAGAGCAGAGCUCAUUAACGCCACCUGGAGGCGGUGGGUGCGACUGCAGCGUUCCACCCAUAACCUCCGCGCACGUUCAGAGCAACGAGCCUUAGAGUGGAGGAACGUCGACCAGAGCGUGGACAGGGCUGUCACUGUGCUGGACCAGUUGUGUCAUGAGCUACCAGACAAACGUGGCCAGGCGGCCUCCCCAGAGGAGCCGCAGGAGCUGCUGGCACACGUGGAGCAGUACCUGGAAAGGCUGGACUGCGAGCACCGGGCCCUGACCGCCCUGGAACUGCAGGUAGCACGUCUCCUGGGAGUCCCCGCCCACCAGGAACAGACUCCGCCCAUCGUCCUCUGCCAGAAGCUGCAAAUGAUGCAGGACCAAUACAAAGACCUGAAAGAGAGAGGCAUGCUGGACCGUCGGGCUGCACAGAUGGAGGUACAGGAGCGAGAGCGAGUGAAAGAGGAGAUCCAGGGCAUUCAGGAAUGGUUGCUGAGGACCUCGUCCCUCCUCUCCGUGCAGGAGCACACUCAUAACUCCCAGGAGCUGCAGGACAUCCAGGCCAAUCUGGGCUCCCAGAAGGCCUUGCUGCAGGGCAUCAUGGAUGGCCUGCAGAUGAAGUACUCGGAAAUGUACACCUUGGUUCCUACGGAGAUCGAAGCACAGCUACAGGAGGCCACGCGCUCCCUGCAAGAGGUGGAGCAGAAGGUGGGAGAGGUAGUAGAGAAGAACAGUCCCCUCCGCAGGCUGGCUGACAGGGAGGCUGAGAUCCGGGAGGGUUUGCAGUCAGUGCUGGCCAUACUGGAGCAGCAGAGCUCCACAGCAUCAGAGGCUGAGAGUAUGCUGAAGCGUGUAUGGGACGAGCUGGAUCUCUGGCACUCCUGCAUGGUGGCACUGGAGGUGGAGGUGCAGGAUCUGUUGGAGGAGCAGCCUGAGGAGGGCCAGCUGCUGAUGGAGAAGCUGAUGGAGAUACAGCAGCUCCACCAGCGUUUUGCUAAACAGGCUGAACAGAGGACCAGCUUCCUGGGCAAGGUCCACACUUCUCUGAAGGAACAUGAAGAGAUGAUCAGGAGCUCCAACUGCUGGCUGAUUGAGGCUCAGUCCUGGCUGGAAGCGCCAUCUGUCUACAUCACAGCUAAGUGCCUCAACAGCCAUGCUUCCGCCCUGCAGAGCAUCCUGAACGACUCAGAACAGGUGAGAAGGACUCUUCAGGCCUUCAUGCUGGUGCUGCAGGAGAUCUCUGCAGUGUGUGACACGGCUGCUCUGGAAGAGCAGCUUACCCAGGCUGACCAGAGGGUCGCCGCCAUGCAGCAAAGCAUUGUGGGUCCACAAUCUGAGCUUGAUCGUGCCGCAACAGAGGUGGAUGCCAUGGAGACGAAGAUGAAGAUGAUGGAAAAAACCAUGGAUGAGGUCAGGUCUGCCUUCUCCAUUGACAGUGUGGCCACCCUCAAUCCAGAGGACCAGCUUAGGGCACAACAACAGGUGGCUCAGGACACACUCCAGGCAAUGAGGAGGACCAUCACUGACAUAGAGAUGUGCAAAGGGAAUCUGCGUCUUCCGGAAGGGGCCAGUGAGACCCUGAGCGUCUUCCAAACGGCGAAACAGCUCCAACUGCAGAUACAAGGUCUUGAGCAGGAGCUCAGUGAGCGGAGCGCCACUCUGCAGGCGGCUGUCAGCGUAGCAGCAGCAGAGCAGGAUGAGCCAGUGGCAGCGACCAGCCCAGCAGUGCCAGCUCAGGGCCCUGUUUUGGUGGAAUCCGAGGAGAGUGAAAUAGAGGAGGGUCAGAUCCACAUUGUGCACCUGGAGGAGGCGCUGAUGAAAAGCGGGGCGUCACUCCGGGUCGUGGAGGAGUCAAGCCCUGAGCAGAGGAUGCACUGGAAUGCUGAGAGGGUCAGCAUAUAUGAGGAUGCUCUCACGGGUGAGGAGCAGAUUGCAGUGCCAGGUGGCACUGCUGAGCUCACAGGCGAUGUGACCGAGCCCUGCCCUGAGGGUGGAACCAAGAUCAUAGCGGCAGUCCUGCUCCCAGCUGCUGCAGGCAUGGAAGAAGCCCGGCCCGAGCCUGCAGCCACAGGCAGCCAAGAGUCCCUCUCUCAGUGCCUGGAGCUCAUGGGACACAGUAGGCUUGCAUGGAGGGGGGCAGAAUGCCAGCCAGGGGGGCUGAAGAGACACGGCCUGGGCUCUGGCGCUGUAAAGCCACUCAGGGACGCAGUGCCUGCCACACACACACACUUGGGGGCACGUCUGACGGAGGUCUGGGACGAGGCCAUAGCCAGCAGAGACACACACUUGCGGGUCUCGCUCAUGUUCUCCGACGGCGGGGAAAUGCCAGGCCAGCAGUCACCUGAUGCCAAAGCCAACACCCUGUCUCCAGACCGUGAAACUGCCCCUGAGGAUCUUGUGUCUGCCCCAACGGCGAAGGACAUGCAUACAACAACCAAAAUCAUGCAUCUAGGCACUAAUUACCAGGCUACAGUGCCUAGGGCUCCUAAGGUGACUGACACUGACCCCCAGGCUACAGCUCCCAGGCUACCUAUGGAGACUGACACUGAUCACCAGGCUACAACUGAUACUGGUCACCAGGCUACAGCCCCCAGACUGCCUACAGAGACUGUUGCCGACCACCAGGCUACAGCCCCCAGACUGCAUAUGGAGACUGAUGCUGACCACCAGGAUGUGGCUCCUACACCCACACAGUCCUUUGACACCUCCCACACCCAUGCAGUGCCCGGCGACUCACUCAGUCCUUCCCAGGAGGAUCCAGUUGCUGCACCUCCAGCUGCUGACCUGACCUCAAAGGAGCCUCACCCUGCCCUGGAGGGCCUUCAGGUGUGCCGCCACCAGGCCACCCAGUUGGAGCACUGGCUGGAAGGGGCUCGCCGCAGCCUGAGCGUCCCGCCACCAGCCACUGGAAUGCAGGACGGCAUAGAGCAGGAACUCCUCACCUGCCAGGAAAUGUUUCGGGAGAUAGAGCAGAAGGUGACGAGCCUGUCGGCCCUGGGCCAGGAAGACGCUCUGGAGCUCUCUGCCAAGCUGAAGCUUCUGAAGAACAGUCUGGUCACCUUCCAGGUGCAACUUCUGGACAGACACAGCCUGGAGCCGGUACUGCUGUGCUCGCGAGAAACACAGGCACCCGGACAAACAGCUAAUGCAGAGUGCCCCCUAGAGGAUGGGAUGAAGCAUAGCACAAGCGUGCAGGAGAUGUUGGCCUCCUCUAAAAGCAAACUCAUCCGACAGAACAGCCUACAGCAGCAGAGGGAGCUGGAACAUGAGCUGAGUGAGCAGAGAGACCUGACCAAGGCCAUCGUCCAGCAUGGCAGAAGAACUCGUCAGCAGGGCCUGACGGGGGAGAGGCCGACGAAGGCGUCCACCACAGCCCAGGCCCAGGUCCCUGGUGCUUCUCCCAGGCAGUCCAGUGUGGCUGAGAACCAGGACAAAUGGACCCACCUUCAUGGGCGCCUGACUCACACACUUCAGGCCUUGGAAGACAGCAUCCGUGAGGUUCCCCAAGAGGUGUCGAGGACAGCGCUAGGUGCCACCCAGAGUGUGCCGGAGAUGGCAAGUCACGUGAUGCAUCUCAGGGAGCUCAGCCACGCCUUGAGUGUGUCACCAGCACAAGCGAGCCUCAUUCAGCUGGAGCAGGACCUUUUUAAGACUCUGUGUGGGGUGGACCUGUCCCUCUGCUGUGCUAAUGACCUGCUACUGUCUCCUGGCGAUGGGCCUCAUGAGAUGAAGCAGCUCCAGAGUCUGGCCGCGGAGCUGGCUGUCCUCAGCGGGGAGCUGGCUGCUCAGCAGUGGUCAGAGGCGGACCAUGUCCUUGUACUGGUGGUCCCUGGAGCAUCUCUCUGUUUGAGGAGUCUGCAGGACCAUCUGAUCACCGUGCAGACGGCCCUCUCCUCUCGACAGACCCUGCUGCAGGUCCAGGUGGAACGCACAGACCAGUGCCAGAAAGACAUAAAGGCACUGCAUGCUUCCCUGCUCGCUAAAAUGUCCCAUUUGCACAGAGCGAUUAGCGGAGCCACUGGCUGCAGCCUUACCGAGCAGCUACAGACAGCUGCGCAGCUGCUGUCCGAGCUGCAGUCACAGGAGCAUCAAGUGUCUGCGGUGAGGGAGAGGCUGGAUGGUCAGUGUCAGCCAGCUAUUCUCCUGGAGGAGGUCUGCAGGCUGGAGGAUGUGCUGGAGGGAGCCUGGGCCUUCCUACGCGGCCAGGAGCAGCAGCUGAGGAGCAAGUGGUCUCUGCAAAAUCAGUACCACAGGCUGAUCCAGAGUCUGUCCAGGCUGGUGGAGCUGGGCCGCGAGCAUCUGUCCUGUAACUCGGGGUCUGAGCUGCGCAGCCAGGCGGAGCUGCGCAGCCGGCUGGACCGACACAAGAGACUCUUUCAGGCUAUUGGCUCCCAGCUGGUGCUGCUGGAGCACCUCACCGCGAAGCUGCCGGAUGGUGUGGGAGCGGAGCUGGAGAGCCAGAGGGUGCAGCUGGAGAGGGACGUGUGCAGUGUGCAGGACCAGGCUCUGGAGCACGGCACCCACCUGGAGUUCUUGCUGCAGUCCUGGCUGCAGUGGGAGCAGGGCUGUGAUCAUCUGCGACGGCUGCUCCACGACGUGGAGGCAAAUGUGUCUGCUGAGUCGUUGGCAGAAGAGUCAGAAGAACAGCUGCGUCAGAGGCUUGGCAUUCACCAGCAAAUGAAAAGAGUCCUGGAAAUGAAUACACCCCAGCUGUGUCAGGUGCUGGAAUUGGGGAGGCGAAUGACAGCUAGGGGUGGCUGCGGAGCAGUGGGCACAGCCAGCUGUGAACUGGAGACGCUCUGGAGGGAUGCACUGGGAAGACUAGAAAGAGAGAGGCAGCAUGCUGAUGCACUCCUGAGCCUCUGGAGCAGCUUCCGCCAUGACUCAGAGGCCUUAAGAGAGUGGGUGGGCGGAGCCACAGGCCGUCUACACACAUGGAGGAAGGACCUGGGCUUGGCGCCACAGGACCCGGAAAUUGUCCAGACUCGUCUGGGCCAGGUGAUGGAACUGUCCAAGACGGCAGAGUCCAGGUCCUUCCUGAAGGCAUCAGUGCUGAAUGCCGGCAUGCAGCUGCUACAGCUGAAGUAUACUGAUGUCACAGCCCUGCGUGCGCAGUUGGCGCAGAUGGAGCAGUCGUGGACUGAGCUGCUGUCCGACCUGCACGCCGUCCAGGAGAAGCUGCAUCAGCUGUUGAUGGAGCAGCUUCCAUCCCAGGAAGUCGUGCUGGAGCUGGAAGCCUGUAUCCGCCAGAUGGAGGCCAAGCUGGGGGAGAAGCUGGACUGGGGGCCCGCCUCCUCGGCGAGCCUGUCACAGGUCCUCAAGCACUACAAGGAGAUUAAGAUAGAGAUGACUGGUCACCAGCUCUCCAUAGACUUUGUCAACCAGUCCUUGCUGCAGACCGGCAGCUCUAACCAUCAGGCCACACGCUACGAAGUUAUUCACUUUGCUGAGCAGCUUGGGGCCGUCAACCACCGCUGGCUUCUCCUACAGGGGGCGCUGGAGAGCAAGAUCCAGCAUGCGCAGCACCUGCAGCAGACCUGCGCAAAGAGGGAGCGCAGGCUGCAGCUCCUGCGUAGCUGGGUCAGAGCUCGCGGGGAGGGGAUGCCGUUGCUGGAGAAACCGGACGGCCUCUCGACGGCACUGAGAGCCCUGAAGGAGUGUGAGGAGGUCCAGGAGAAGCUGCCGCUGAAGUCGGCUGAGCUACAGGAGCUGAGAGAUUGCCUCCUUCCCCGGGAUGACGUGGGCCCACCAGGGGGUGACGGAGACUUUGCUUCACAAUUGGAUGCUGUUGGAGAGGAGCUCACAGAGCUGAGGCACCAGAUCGUCCCACUAAGGCAGGGCCUACAGCAGCUGCUGGAACUGUGGACCAGCUUCGAAGAGCGGCUGGAGGCGGCCUCCAUCAGCACGACCAGGGCUCGACACGGCCUGUACAGGAGCCGCGCUCUCAAGCUGUCCCUCCACAGCCUCCAGUGUCACGCCCGGCAGCUACAGGUCCUCCAGGAGGAGAUGGAGAGAGGCGGGGAGGCCUGGGACACCCUGACUGGGACCCUCUCUGCCCUCAGGGAGGUGGCAGCCCCAUCCUCCACACUCCUCUUGUCCCAGCAACUGGAGGGAGCGAGGAAAAGGUGGGUGGAGGUGGCCCGGGAGCUGGAGGAGGAGCGCCAGGAGGUGUCAGAGCUGCUCCUGUUGUGGCAGCACUUUGCCCGUCUCUCCGCCGCCUGCGCUCACCGUCUACAGGGCCUCCGGGAGCAAAGCCGCGUGGUGCUGGGAGGGUCGGCCCACGAUGGCGACGUCGUCGUGCCGCUUCAGGCUCAGCUGGAGGCCGUUAUUGGUCUCCAGGAGAGCUUGGAAGCCCUGCAGAGCAGCCUGGAUGAGGUCCUGGAGGCUUCAAAGAAGCCCACAGAGAUGAUGGGGCCCCAGGCGGCUGCCUUUGUCCAUUCGCAGAAGCGCACGCUGUCCCGCGGGGUCCUGCAGCUGGGAGAGGCCCUUUCCAGGAGACGGGAGCACCUACAGGAGGAGUUGAACCUGCUACAGGAGUUUGGCCAUAGCCUCGAGAUGCUGGAGCGCCCCCUGCAGGUCUGUGAGAGCCGCCUAGCCGGAUCCGUAGACCCAGGCUCCUCGGGCGUGUCCCAGGCUGAGUGGUUGGACCUGAUUUCCCUCACCCCUGACCUGGAUGCCCUGAACGAGCUGAGCCACACGGUGGCACCGAGUGACUCGGACGUCCGCAGGCUUCGGGUUCUGAACAGGAAGUGGGCGGAGGCCGCCUCGCGUGUCGUCGAGAGGUGCAGCCAGCUCCAGGACGAGCUGCUGCACUGGCAAAACUUCCAGGAGAAGUGUGCAAGCUGGAUGGCCUUCCUGCAGAGCUUGGAGGACUGCCUGGCUGUGCCCAUCGCCGGCUCCUACUCUGAGCUGCGGGCUCAACUGCGCGUGCAUCAGAGGUUCCAGGUGGAGGUCUCCUUAGGACACCAGAUCCUGCACUCUGUUGUCAACGAGGCGCUGUGGGUGCUGGAGAGGGGGGAGGUCGAGGACAGAAGCGACUUCCUCCUGAAGCUGUCCCAGCUGCGUCAGCACUGGCAGGGCGCAGUCCAGCGUGCCCAGCAGCGCGGCGGCCUAGUGGGGGCGCUGGUGGGCCACUGGCGACUGUAUACCCGCAGCCUGUCCAAACUGCGGGGGCUGCUGGCUGACACGCAGGCCCUCCUGCCCCCCGCUGGCCCCGUCCACUGCAGCCCAGAGCAGCUGCAGAACUCCCCGGACGACCUUAAGCAUGCAGAGAUGCUGUUCCAGCGGCACCAGAGCGCCUACGCGCAGACGCUGGAGCUCGGUCAGCAGCUCUUCUUCAUGGGAGACACACAGACGCAGGCGCAGCUGCAGACGGAGCUGGGCUCCCUGCAGGAGGACUGGGAGCACACCAGUUGUAUGCUGGGAAAAAGGAGGACUCUCUCUGACACCAUACUGCAGGGGCCCACGAGCGACAGUGAGACGGCGUACGGGAUCAGCCUUACACUGCAGAGUCUACUUUUCUCCCUGACCCACAUCCACCAGGCAACUGUUGUCACGGGAACAGAUCACAAAGCUUCCCUAAUCGCACCAAGGACCAGAGUAGAUUUUGACAUUAGCAAGAAUGAGACAGUGGGGGGCAAUCACAGGAUGGGAAAGGGGCAUUCUGGGAAAAUGGCCGUGUGGAACAAAACCUGGGAGCGGUUCGGGGCCGGGCUGGCUGACAGCGAGCGGGAGCUGCUGGGAGCGAAGGCCAAAGCCACGGAGACACUGCCAGGGGCAUGGGAGGAGCUGCAAGCGGAGGAGCAGCUGACCAAGGAGGUCGAGAGCUCGCUGGAGGACUGGGCUCGCAGGCUGACGGAGCUGGCCACCAUGAAGACAGACCUGUCCCAGUACAUCGUGGCUGAGGAUGAGGCUAUACUGGGAGAGCAGGUGGAGGGCCUGCACCAGCAGUGGGAGGACCUCUGUCUGAAGGUGUCCCUGCGCAAGCAGGAGAUUGCCGACAGACUCAACGCCUGGAUCAUUUUCAAUGAGAAGAACAAGGAGCUUUGCGAAUGGCUGACGCAGAUGGAAAACAAGGUGGCGCACAGCACGGAUCUCAGCAUCGAGGAGAUGGUGGAGAAGCUGAAGAAGGACUGCAUGGAGGAGAUCAACCUUUUCAGCGAGAAUAAGACCCACCUGAAGCAGCUGGGGGAGCAGCUGAUCCAGGCCAGCGACAAAGCGAAGGUGGCUGAGGUCAGCGAUAAGCUGGCGGACGUCAGCGACCGCUGGCAACACCUCUUUGACCACAUAGAGGCCAGGGUGCGGAAGCUGAAGGACACGCUGGUUACUGUGCAGCAGCUGGAAAAAAACAUGAGUAACCUGCGCACCUGGCUGUCCCGCGUGGAGGCGGAGCUGGCCACGCCCGUGGUCUACAGCGUCUGCCACAGUGACGAGAUCCAGAGGAAACUGGUAGAGCAACAGGAACUGCAGAGGGACAUCGAGCAGCACACGGAGGGCGUGGCGUCGGUGCUGACCCUGUGCGAGGUGCUGCUGCGUGACACGGACGCCUGCAGCACCGAGACCGAGAGCGAGUCCAUCCAGGAGACGACGCGCAGCCUGGACCGCCGCUGGAGGAACAUCUGCGCCAUGUCCAUGGAGCGCAGGAUGAGGAUCGAGGAGACGUGGAGGCUGUGGGUCAGGUUCCUGGACGACUACUCCCGUUUCGAGGACUGGCUGAAGAUGUCAGAGGUCAUCGUGGCAAACCCCAAUUCUGCAGACAUCUUGUACACCACUGCCAAAGAGGAGCUGAAGAAGUUUGAGGCUUUUCAGAGGCAGAUCCAUGAGCGCCUCACACAGCUGGAGCUGGUCAACAAGCAGUAUCGGCGCCUGGCCCGGGAGAACCGCACCGACACAGCCUGUAGGCUCAAGCUCAUGGUCCAGGAGGGGAACCAGCGGUGGGACAGCCUGCAGCGGCGUGUGACCGCCAUCCUGCGCAGACUCAAGCACUUCACGUCUCAGAGGGAGGAGUUUGAGGGCACGCGGGAGGGGCUUCUGGUGUGGCUGACCGAGAUGGACCUUCAGCUCACCAAUGUGGAGCACUUCUCCGAGAGCGACAUACACGACAAGAUGCGGCAGCUCGACGGCUUCCAGCAGGAGAUCACUCUCAACACCAACAAGAUCGACCAGCUGAUUGUGUUCGGGGAGAACCUGAUCCAGAAGAGCGCGGCACUGGACGCUGUGCUCAUCGAGGAUGAGCUGGAGGAGCUGCACUCCUACUGCCAGGAGGUGUUUGGCCGCGUGGCCCGUUUCCACCAGCGGCUCAUCAGCCGCCGGCCGGUUCUGGAAGAGGAACGGGACACGGAUUUGGAGGACUCCAUGGAUCUGUCCGGGGACUCCUGGCAGGAGGAGGGCUUGGCCGUGGUGGGCCGCCACACCGUGUGCCAGGUGUUGGUGCCGCCCCUGGAGCCCUCGGGCCGGGAAACUCCCGCCAGCGUGGACUCCAUCCCGCUGGAGUGGGACCACACGGGCGAUGUGGGCGGCUCCUCCUCGCCCGAGGACGAGGACGACGUCACGUUCUACAGCACCCUGUCAGAUGUAGAAAUCACUGAAAGCCCAGAGUCCUUUGUACAGGCGACUGCCAAAUCUCUGCAGGCAGCCCUUGGGAAGUCCAUGAGUGAGCCUCCCACGUGGCACACACCGGAGUCCCGCAGAAGGAACACUCUGCUCAGAAACAGCAUGCAAAGGCUGGCCUCCCAUGACCCGCCAAGCAGCACACCCUACCAGCAGGGCUAUGCCAAGCUGAUGCUGGAGUGCAGUGGGAGCAUCGACAGCGUGAAGCGUGUGAAGAGGAUGCUGAGCGGCAGUGACCAGGAGGGGGAGCCGGGGCUCACCGGGCUGGCCAGUGUGGACAAGCAGACAGGGGUGAUCGAGCGCUGGGAGCUGUUAGAGGCACAGACACUGAACACCGAGCUGUGCGGCCAACGGGACGUCCAGCAGGGGCAGCAGCGAGCCUGUGACUUGAGCGCCAUCACAGCCUGGCUGGGCCGGGUGCUGCCUGAGCUGGAGAGUGAACUGGGACGGGAAGGACCCAGCAGCAUCCAGGACAUGGAGGCCAGCAUCAGGAAACUCAAGGAGAUGCAGAAGGCCUUUGAGAGCUACAAGGCGGUGAUGAUUUCUGCAAACCUGGGAGCCGGCGACCUCCAGCAGGCCAGCGCCGUGGACGGCGGGGAGCUACAGGAGCUCCAGCAGAGCUUGCGUGACAUGAACCGGGACUGGGCUCGGGCCUGCGCCUGCCUGGAGGGCUGGGGGCAGCGGCUGCAUGCUACCCUCAUGGAGUGCCAGGAGUUCCACGAGACCCUCCACGGCCUGCUUCUGCUGCUGGCCCACGUGGAGAGUCGGCGCUACAGCGUGGACAUCCAUGACCCCUUGCUGGAGCGCCGCAGGCUGCUGGAGCAGCACGCCACCCUCAGGGGUCUGGAGGGGGAGCUGCUGGGGCGGCGGGAGCAGGUCCGCGCUUUGCAGGAGAUCUCUUCCCAGCUACUGGUGGAUGCCUUGGGUGAAGAGAGCACCGAGGCCAAGGAGAAGGUGCACGUCAUCGCCAACAAGCUGCGGCUGCUGCUGCGGCAGGUGGCGCACGACCUGUGCACGCUGGAGGCGCGGUUGGAGUCCUGGUCUCCCGGCUCACGCACAACAGGAGGCGGGUUCAGCGACCAAGGACCAAUCAGCAUCCAGUUUUCGCGACCUAAGGAGGCAGGAGGAGGCAGAGCCACUGAGGCGGACUCCCCGGCCGGCCAAAGGGUCAUGAAGAGGGACCCGUCCCCGCCACGCUCAUUCUUCUUCCGCGUGCUCCGUGCCGCCUUCCCGCUGCACCUGCUGUUCCUCCUGCUGCUGGUGCUGGCCUGCCUGGUACCGCUGUCUGAAGAGGACUACAGCUGUGCUCUCUCCAAUAACUUCGCCCGUUCAUUUUACCCCAUGUUACACUACACCAAUGGACCCCCUCCCACGUGAGCCACGGAAAUCCCAACCCGGACCCAGCCACGUCCCCAAAGUCUGUGAGACAACCAUUGCUGCCCUAUGAGGAUUCGGGAUGGGACCUUUAUGUGGGACGUCUCCGUCACAAAGACAGAACAGAUAUUAUCCCGGCAGUGAGUUCCCUUGGCAGUUUUUAUGGCUGAAAGCAUUUUUUACAACCGUGUUCAAACUGAUCAUUUGCUUCUAUUCAUUUCUGUUUAGAAAUGAUGUAGAAUCCAGUCUUUUUUCAUUUCUUCACUUUUACAGGAAGUUCUAAGGGGUGGCUGUUGGACUAUAAUUAUGUCCACACAGAUUACAAGUAUAUCAAUCAUUCUUUUAACCGAAGUUACACUUUUUACCCAUUUUAGACUUUUUAUGUCAUCAUUUAUGGGUUUUAGAAGGCUAAUCCUCUUAGAUGUUAACCGUGAAGUUUUACUGGGUGACUGUAGCCUUAGAAUGACAGAAUGCCUUGUGAAACACAGCAUGGUCAGUGAGACAGAACAUGCUGCAUGUAGCACACAAAUCAGAGUGUUAAGGCACACAUCGUUUCAAAAUUAUUUCUUCAGUGUGUUCUAUUUAUGAGUGCAAAUUUUAUAUCAAGGGGAAGGUGCUAAAUGGUGUGUUAUCAGUAUGUCUCUGUGAGCUGAAGACAAAGCCGUUGAAUGUAAUGGAUACAAAAGGGUGAGACUACAAUGUGCCAGAAGUCAUGGUGGUGAAGAGCAAUGCUAGAUGCCCGUGUGCCCGCAAGGGGUGGCCGGAGUAGCCAUCAGACCACCCACUGCUGGCGAAUGGAGGCGGAUACAUUGACACUCCCUUGAAUUCCAUUCAUAUUCGAGCAGAAAACCUAUUAUUCAGUCAGGAGAAACUGUGUGUCUCUCAAGCUUGUUGAUUGUAAAUAUAAUCUGUGUGGCACUUUGUGUACACCCGAAGUAACUAGAUGAACAAAUUCUAAAUAAUAGUGUGUACAGUGUAUGACUUUAUUUUUGAAUCAUAAUUUAUGGGAUGUACAGCGUAAGCCCUUUUUACUCAACAAUAAAUAUUGUUUGCCAUGAA
Messenger RNA from Paramormyrops kingsleyae, 26814 nucleotides. Lineage: Eukaryota; Metazoa; Chordata; Actinopteri; Osteoglossiformes; Mormyridae. The record is from RefSeq and is a predicted model, not a curated record.